This is a messenger RNA of Rotaria sp. Silwood1, 3345 nucleotides long. Lineage: Eukaryota; Metazoa; Rotifera; Eurotatoria; Philodinida; Philodinidae. The record is from the annotation of a GenBank genome assembly.
AUGUAUUCUAUAUUAGCUUGUUUUCGACCUACGAUGACACUAUUUCCGACUCCCUCAUCGUUAGAAAUUCCGUUACAAUUUCGGCGAAGUCAAGAUUUCUAUAUCAGUGCAACGCUUACAUUAAAUUGUGCUGAAUCACUUGAAAUUGAAGCAAAAUGGUCAAUUUUUAAUUGUACACCAAACUGUACUGUUCAAGCAACCAUUGAUCCAUCAAUAAACUUAACUCUAAAUGAAUUAUUUAUUCCAGCAAGAACUUUAUCUUACGGUGUUUAUGAAUUAAAACUAACUGUAACCAUGCAAGCUUUAUCUAAUCUGUUUUCAUCUCAGUCUGCUUUUGUUAAAAUCAAUCCAUCAGGUAUUACUGCAAAUCUUGUCAAAUUUGGUACAUCUCUCAUUACAAGCAGUUAUGAAGAAAACCUUAUACUUGAUCCUGGUAAACAUUCGAUCAAUCCUGAUGAGACUAUGUUCAAUGCUAGUGAUUGGACCUAUCGCUAUAGGUGUAGACUUUAUAAUUCAACACAUAUGGGAAGAGAUUCUUAUAUUUAUGAGAACACUAGUUCAUGUUUUUCAAAUCGAGCUGAUAAUAUGCUAGCAUGGCGAUACAAUUCUACGGAUGAUUCUCAAUCAUCAGUAACAAUUCCAGCUAAAUCAUUAAAAUAUGAUCGUACAUAUCAAUUUAGUGUUUUUAUGAUUAAUCGUCGAAACAUGACAUCUCAAGCUACAGGUUAUUUACUUGUAAGAGUUGACAAUACUCGUACUUCAAUCAUUGCUGUUGCUUGUGUUAUUUCAACAAUGUGUUCACCAAAUCUUGAUUAUCAAUAUAUUAAUCCAAGUACACAAGUUGCUCUAUUUUCUGUUUGUACUGGUCAUUAUAGAGCAAUAUCAAAUAUUCAAUGGAAUAUCUAUCAAGGUUCAAAUGAUUCAUUGACUACUGUUGUAGAAUGGACUCGUUUUAAUCAUACAGAUUCGUCUCAAAAUCUUCAUUUUCUUGGACUAAAUACAACUAAUUUUACUGCUAUAAAAACAUUAUUUAUUAAUAAUUCAAAUAUAGAAUUUUGGCGUUUUGAAGUUGUUUAUACAUUUUAUACUGAAACAAGUUCAAGUGCAUUAGAUUUUAUUAUUAAUCAACCACCUGAAAAUGGUACUUGUUCAAUUGAUCCUGAAAAUGGUACAACCAAUACUUUAUUUACAAUUAAUUGUACUGAUUGGUUUGAUGAAGAUGGUAUUCAAGAUUAUUCAUUUUAUCUUUGGUCUGAAAAAUCUUCAGAAUUAGUAAUGCUUGCUUUCACAACAAUAUCAACAUUAGAUAUAAAAUUACCUGCUGGUGAUAAUAAUUCAUCAUCACUUAAUAUAACAGUUCAUAUUCGAGAUACACUCAAUUGUGUAAAAGAAUUUCAUAUUGAAGAACCUAUUGUUGUUAUUUUGGAUGAAAUAUCAAUCAAUACAUUUAUUAAUAUUAUACAAAAUAUUGAUAAUAAAAAAACUAAUGAUCCUAUUAGACAAGCUCUUGCUAGUGGUAAUCAAAAUAUUGUUAUACAAACAGUUACUAUAGUUUCACAAGAAUUAAAUAAAAGAAAUAAACAUGAAUUGGAAAUAGCUAUUAAAAAUGGUAUUCCUGCUGAAAAAAUUUCAAUAUCACCUUUAGGUAGUCAAAAACGAUCUGAGACAUAUAAACAAACAAAUAGUUCAAUGGUUAAUGAAUAUACUAAUAAAUUAAAUAUGUUAGCAAAAACACGCGAUUAUCUUAUGAAAGUAACUACUAAUCUUGCCAUAACGACUAUUGAUAGUAUUAAAUUACAAGCAAGUAAUCUUGUACAAUUAACUGAAUCGAUAAAUGAACUCACAAGAACAACAUCUAUACUUGCAUCACAAAAAUGUUAUCAACUUGCUUGUAGACUUAAAGCAAUUUCUAUGAGAGUUUCCUAUGAAGAUGCAAAAUAUGCAGCUACACAAAUUUCUUAUUGUAUUAAUAAUGUUUUAACUGCUAUUAAUGCACCAUUACAACAACGAGGAUUUUUUCUUAAUACUAAUUCGAUUCAACAAAAUAAUAUAUUUAAUGAUUAUGAUGAUGAUCCCGAACUUAUUUUGUUAAAUCUAAAUAAUGAUUUUUCAAAAGAAACAGUACAAACAACUCGAAUACAUUAUUAUCAACAGAAGACAGCAAAUGAAAUUAGUAAAUUAGCAAAUGAAACUAUUUUAUUAAUUACUUCAAUAUUAAAAAUUCAUUUAAAUAUUGGACAAAAAAUAACAAUGAAAUCAUCAUCAUUAUUAGUUGAUAUAGAAACUACAACAAUUGAAUCUUUAUUAAAUAAAUCAUUUGAACAAAUUUAUAUUCCAUCUAAUAUUCAAACAAAUUUAUUAAAAAAUACUACUAUUAUAUUUCGAUCAACAAUACAUUCAUUAGCUCCAGCUGAUGCUAAUUUUCAAAUAUCAACAAAUACAAAUAUGUCAACAGCUAUAUCAUUAUCUUUAUUUGAUCAAUUUGAAAAUGAAAUUUUUAUAUAUACGAAUAAUAAACAACCAAUUGAAUUUUUUAUUUUUCGUGAUUCAAAUUUUAUAUUACCAAAAAUGUUUUUACAAAAUGUUACUUUAAUAAAUAGUACAGAAUCAUUUUAUUUAAAUAUUAUUCAUAUAAAUGAAACAAUAAUUAAUAAAAAUUUAACUAUAUCUUUACAUUUUGAAAUACGACCAUUUGAUAUUAAUAUUGGUUAUAUAUUUAUUUAUAAAUUUGAUGGUAUACCUUAUAUGAAUAGUUCAAAAAUUGAUAUUGAUAAAUGGUUAUUAUUCUGUCCAUCGAAUUUAACAAAAGAAGGUAUUUAUAAAUAUUUUAUUGAUAAUCGACAAAUAUCAAAUCAUAAAUUAAUUAUAUUUGGUUUACGAGAAUUUAAUUCAACAGAAAUAGAAAAUUUCUGUAUAAAAAAAUCAAUCAAUAGUUUACUUAUAUUUGAUGAACCUUUUAAUUUUACAUCUAAUUAUGAAUUACGUACUUAUACAUCUGGUUGUUAUUAUCUUGAUAAAAAUAAUAAUUGGCAAUCAGAUGGUUUAUGGGUUGGACCAUUAACAGAUCAUUAUAAAACACAAUGUUUCUCUACACAUUUAACUACAUUUGCUAGUAGUUUUCAAGUUUUAUUUAAUUCAAUUUAUAAAAAUGAAUUUAUUUAUUUAUCGAAAGAUGAAAACAAUCUUAAAAAAAAUUUUACACAAUUCAAACAAUUAGAAUGUCCUAUUAGAUAUAAGUCUUUUAUUCAUGCAGAAUAUAUUUUCAAACAAAUUGGUUCAAUAUGUAAUAAUACAACAUAUGGCAAAGAAUUUGAUUCUUUCGAAUUAUCAUUUUAUGAAUUAUAA